Messenger RNA from Capra hircus (goat), 5085 nucleotides. RefSeq names its product retinoic acid induced 14 (gene RAI14). The coding region runs from base 340 to 3285 and encodes 981 amino acids. Gene Ontology annotation, molecular function: actin binding. Lineage: Eukaryota; Metazoa; Chordata; Mammalia; Artiodactyla; Bovidae. The transcript has 19 exons. The record is from RefSeq and is a predicted model, not a curated record.
GCGGGGGCCGGCGCCGGGCGGCCACGUGGUGGUGCUGCCGCCGCCCCCGCCCCGCCGGCCCAGCCCCGGAGCCGCGGCGCCCACGGACCCCCGCAGCGGGGGGAGGAGGAGGAGGAGGGACCGAGGCUCAGGAAGCCGAGCAGGAAGCGAGCCCGGCGGCCGCGUUUUCCUGGGGAAGCGGCGGGCGGGGUGGCGCAGCCAGCGGGGCCGACCCGGGGAGUCGCUGCCGCCGCCUAGAUGGGCCAAUCCAGAGGUUCUCAACCUGAAAUUUUCCUAGCUCUACAGAUUGAAGGUGCUGAAGGUCUCCUCUAGAGCUGUGGAAGGCUGAAUGGACUAAACAUGAAGAGCUUGAAAGCCAAGUUCAGGAAGAGUGAUACCAACGAGUGGAACAAGAAUGACGACCGACUGCUGCAGGCCGUGGAGAAUGGAGAUGCCGAGAAGGUGGCCUCGCUGCUGGGCAAGAAGGGGGCCAGCGCCACCAAGCAUGACAGCGAGGGCAAGACCGCUUUUCACCUUGCUGCUACAAAAGGACACGUGGAAUGCCUCAGGGUCAUGGUUGCACACGGCGUGGAUGUGACAGCCCAAGAUACUGCCGGACACAGUGCUUUGCACCUCGCAGCCAAGAACAGCCACCAUGAAUGCAUCAAGAAGCUCCUUCAGUCUAAAUGCCCAGCUGAAAGUAUCGACAGCUCUGGGAAAACAGCUUUACAUUAUGCAGCCGCACAGGGCUGCCUUCAAGCUGUGCAAGUCCUUUGCGAGCACAAAAGCCCCAUAAACCUCAAGGAUUUGGAUGGGAAUAUACCACUGCUUCUUGCAGUGCAAAAUGGCCACAGUGAGGUCUGUCGCUUUCUUCUGGAUCAUGGAGCAGAUGUAAAUUCCAGAGACAAAAAUGGAAGAACUGCUCUCAUGCUGGCUUGUGAGAUUGGCAGCUCAAACAUUGUAGAAGCCUUAAUUAAAAAGGGUGCAGACCUAACCCUUGUAGAUUCUCUUGGACACAAUGCCUUACAUUAUUCCAGACUCUCGGAAAAUGCAGGAAUUCAAAGCCUUCUAUUAUCAAAAAUCUCUCAGGAUGCUGAUUUAAAGACACCAACAAAACCAAAGCAGCAUGAUCACGUCUCUAAAAUAAGCUCAGAGAGAAGUGGAACUCCAAAAAAACGCAAAGCUCCACCACCUCCUAUCAGUCCUACCCAGUUGAGUGAUGUGUCUUCCCCAAGAUCAAUAACUUCAACACCACUUUCAGGAAAGGAAUCAGUAUUUUUUGCUGAACCACCCUUCAAGCAGGCUGAGAUUAGUUCUAUACGAGAGAACAGAGACAGACUAAGUGACAGUACUACAGGUGCUGAUAGUUUAUUGGACGUAAGUUCUGAAGCUGACCAGCAAGAUCUUCUUGUCCUAUUGCAAGCAAAAGUUGCUUCUCUUACCUUACACAAUAAGGAAUUACAAGAUAAAUUACAGGCCAAAACACCCAGAGAGGGGGAAGCAGACCUGAGCUUUGACUCUUACCAUUCUACUCAAACUGACUUGGCCCCAUCCCUGGGCAAACCUAGUGAAAACCCUCCUCAAGACUCCAAACCAUCUCCAUCUGUCAUAACACAUUCCUCCAGUAAAUCCACUCUCGACAGUGAUGUCAGAAUCCAGCAACUCCAAGAGGUUUUACAUGACUUGCAGAAGAGACUGGAGAGCUCUGAAGCGGAGAGGAAACAGCUGCAGGCCGAGCUCCAGACCAGGAGGACAGAAUCAGUGUGCUUAAACAACACCGAGAUCUCAGAGAACGGCUCCGACCUCAGUCAGAAACUUAAGGAAACUCAGAGCAAGUACGAGGAAGCUAUGAAAGAAGUCCUGAGUGUGCAGAAGCAGAUGAAGCUGGGCCUGGUCUCACCAGAAAGCGUGGACACUUACUCACACCUGCAUGAGCUGAGGAUCACCGAGGAAGAAAUGGACGUGCUCAAGCGGGACCUCCAAGGUGCCCUGGAAGAAAGUGAACGAAAUAAAGAGAAAGUGAGAGAGUUAGAGGAGAAGCUGGCAGAAAGGGAGAAAGCGGCAGUUAUGCAGCCACCAAAGGAGGAGUAUGAGGAAAUGAAAAGUUCCUAUUGCACGGUGAUUGAGAAUAUGAAUAAGGAGAAAGCAUUUUUGUUUGAGAAAUACCAAGAGGCACAAGAAGAAAUCACAAAACUGAAAGAUACAUUGAAAAAUCAGAUGACCCAGGAGGCGGGUGAUGAAGCUGAGGACAUGAAAGAGGCCAUGAACAGGAUGAUCGAUGAACUCAACAAGCAGGUGAGUGAGCUGUCCCAGCUAUACAAAGAGGCCCAGGCAGAGCUGGAGGAUUACCGGAAGAGGAAGUCUCUAGAAGAUGUCACAGCUGAAUAUAUCCAUAAAGCGGAGCAUGAGAAGCUGAUGCAAGUGACCAACGUAUCCAGAGCCAAGGCCGAAGAGGCACUGUCCGAAAUGAAGUCUCAGUAUUCAAAAGUGCUAAAUGAGCUGACCCAGCUCAAACAGUUGGUAGACGCACAGAAAGAGAACUCUGUCUCCAUCACGGAGCAUUUGCAAGUGAUAACCACUCUGCGGACCACUGCCAAAGAGAUGGAGGGAAAAAUAAGCAGUCUGAAAGAGCACCUGGCGAGCAAGGAAGGGGAGGUGGCGAAGCUGGAGAAACAGCUCCUAGAGGAGAAGGCGGCUAUGACGGACGCGAUGGUGCCCCGGUCUGCCUACGAGAAGCUCCAGUCAUCUUUGGAAAGCGAAGUGAGUGUGUUGGCCUCAAAAUUAAGGGAUUCCGUGAAAGAGAAAGAGAAGGCCCAUUCAGAGGUUGCCCAGAUUAGAAGUGAGGUCUUGCAGAUGAAAAGGGAAAAGGAAAACAUUCAGACUCUCUUGAAAUCCAAAGAGCAGGAAGUAAACGAACUUCUGCAAAAAUGCCAGCAUGCUCAGGAAGAACUUGCAGAAAUGAAGAGACAUUCCGAGAGCUCCUCCAAACUGGAAGAGGAUAAAGACAAGAAGAUAAAUGAGAUGUCCAAGGAAGUCACCAAGUUGAAGGAGGCCCUGAACAGCCUCUCACAGCUCUCCUACUCUGCCAGCUCCUCCAAGAGGCAGAGCCAGCAGCUGGAGGCGCUGCAGCAGCAGGUCAAACAGCUGCAGAACCAGCUGGCGGAAUGCAAGAAACAACACCAGGAAGUGAUAUCUGUUUACAGGAUGCAUCUUCUGUACGCCGUGCAGGGCCAGAUGGAUGAAGAUGUCCAAAAAGUACUGAAGCAAAUCCUUACCAUGUGUAAGAACCAGUCCCAGAAGAAGUAAAGUGGAUUCCUUGGCAGGACACUGGCCCCUUGUUGUCCACCCUUGUGUUAUAUCCGGAGUUGUCGGCAGCCACUGCCAUUGUUCUCAUUCGUGGUAUCACUGUGACCCUUAUCAUAGAACUUCUUCCCUUUCCAGAGACUUCUGAGGACAGGUCCCUGGAGAAGACUGUCCUCCUUAGAACCGCUGAGAGACUUCAGAGCAGCAGAGGGGAAAGAUGCUGUCACCCCCCGCUUCUGACCAGAGCUGGGAUCAGUCACGCUCAGGAGUCUGGUCCCUGCGCUGGUAGCGGGGUAUCUUUCCCGAUACCUGCCUAGCUAAGGGGCUCCAUGGCUGCAUGACAUGAUGCCCCACGCAGCCGUGCUUCUGUUCCUACACUUGGGCCGUGCCAUUCAGCACAGCAGGGUUCUCUUUACCUUUGGUUUCCUACCCCCCACAACACGAUUCAAUUUCUAACCAAAUUAGUAUGACACUAGUUAUGCGCUAUGUGCUUAAGAUCCUUCAUCGUGAUAUCCUGUGGAUUUAAAAACUUUAAUUCCAUCUUUUUUCCCAUCUGCCUUAUAUUUCUCACCACCCUGCUGUCAAUCUUACAAUCAGAUGAGCACUAUUAACUUAAAUAUGAAGUUUAAAAACAAAAGCAAAUUGUCCUUAAAAGUUCUUUCUUAAGUGCAUAGCUGACAUGUUGCAAAUUUUCUAUGCAAACUUGCCUCCUGCUGUUUGUUAUCCACGAAGCUCAGGAAAUCCAAACAUUUGUGUUUCAACAAGGGACAGUAAACUGUGUGUUUACAGCCAAAAGAAAUGCCUCAUAGUUUUUAACCUCAAUUUUUUAAAAGUGUUUUUUUUCUGUACAAUAUUUUUAUUGGCUCUUAAAGAUGUUUUCAUAUCUAAAUCCCUAAGUAAGUGAAAUUUACAUUAGACUAUAUUAACAAAGUAUUUUUUAGGUAAUCAUGCUUAAGACUUUAUAUACAUAACUUUUUUCUCCACGUUUUCAGCUAUAGCAGAAGGUAGUUAUAUAUUCCACUCAAAAUGAGCUGCCACCAACACCCCUAGACUUUCUGCCAUUUGUUCUUAGGACUGUAGCACGUCUUUAAAUAUAGUAAAUCCUCUUUAGCCCAUUGAAUAUUUCUGAGUGCCCCAACUCUACCAGCACCUGUAAAUUACCUCGAGAAGGACUGUGAGUACCAGUGGGUUUUUCUACUUUGAAACAAAAAAUCCUGGUAUACGUUACAGUGCCUAGCCGAGGUCUUGGGGGAAAACAUCUCUGUUCCCUUUACUUUCAGGUUAAAAAUGUUUCUGACUUGCUUGCAGCUUCCUUUAUGGCCUUGAUCUUAUUGAGGGAUAUAAGCUGAAGACAGAAGUCUCUAACGUAUAGAACUGUUAAGUGUAGGCCAGCUCUGACAGGGCUGCCUGCGCUCAGAGGCCACUUGGCAGCCCUGUGCUGAAUGAGGGCCAACGACAGCGAAGCAGAAAUGGCUUUCGAACUUGGUGUUACUUUUCUUAAGUUGUUUAUAGUUCAGCAAUUUCGAACAUGCUCCAAAGAAAAAUGUGAAAGGACUUUCUGUCACAGCACUUAAGAAAACACAAAACCACCCCCCCCACCCCCUCACAGAAAUGCUGCAGAGUGUAAAACUUGAGACAUUUUGUAGGACGCCUGAUAAAGUGUAGCCUUUUAUCUUGUUUCAGGAUGCAUAUUUAUUUCAAGUACUCUGGUUAAAUACUGAAGUUACAUGCUGUAGUUUAGCAUUUUGCCUUUGUAAUUUACAGAAAAGUAUUGCAGAAAAUAAACUUUUGUUUCCUUUUGCA